AUGGAAAGCACGGACGAGCAGGCGAGAGCGUCGUUCGACGACUUGGCUCUGUUCGGUUUCUUCCCGCUGGUGUCAUUCUUGGAACGCAUGUCGGUGCUGACCGUCGUGUUGCCCAGCCUGCUCAAGCAGCUCGCGCCCGCGCGCGCGGUGGCGCAGGAGAUGGUGGCUGACGUCAGAGGCCCCUCGGAGACAAGAAAGUACGCGGAGAAGUUCCUGGAGAGCACGAGCAAGUUGCAAGCGCUCUGUGAGGCUCCUCCGAAGAGCCCCUUCGACGCGCGCCCAGAGGAAGACGUUCACGCUGCUCUGCUCGCGGAGUGGCACGAGAUGACGGGGGAUGACGUCACGCAGGGGCUGAUUGACACGAGGCACCCUGCGGACGUCAUUGGCACGGAUGGCGAGUUCUUAGGGACCAGGGGCAGAGGCACGCGGCUGGAGGAGACCCUUGAUUGGACCUUCACGGUCCUGUGCAUGCAAGCGCACGUCGUCGCGACCGGUCUCUUGGAGGAAGUCUUCAACGUCACGUGGGCCGUCAAGCAGUUUGCUGUCGUCGAAGCCGGCUACCUGGAGUACGGGUUUGCACUCUUCGAUCUGCUGAAGGAGACCACUUCGUGGAUGUCCGUGGGGGGAAACGUCUGCCUCUGGUUCGCGGCCAUUGGCUACUUGACCGAGAUGCUCAGGAUUCUGCCAAGCAAGGAGCACGUUCCGCCGCCAUUUCUGAAGAGUGACGAGCAGGUUGAAGUCGUGGAGUUGGCAGCGAUCGAGAAGGGAGUCCUGGAGUGGGCGGUCGCUCAAUCGCAGGUCAAACGUCACUAUGACGCAACUCAGCUCAAGGAGCUGAUUGUGGCGGUCUUCGAGAGGGUUUCGAAGCACGAGGUGGGGCGGGAACGGUUCGAAUCGAACGAGCCUGCUGUCAAGGCGCUGGUCCAGGCAGCCGACGACGCUCUGUUCAAACCGACGCCUGCGGUCUUGUCAAAGCCGGAGGACUUCCGGCUCCGAGACCACCUCGACUGCAUUUCUCUGCAAAUCAAAGCAUGCUGGAACCUGCUGAUGUCGGACGCGCCGGAUGACAAAGCAAACGAACGGUGGCGCGCCUUUCUGGCGACGGGGGGGAUCCCUCUCCUGAAGAAAGUGCUGGGGAAGCGAGAAGUGCUGCUACAGCUGGCGGAAGAGCAAUUGCCGCUGCCGAUCGGCUUCUGGCCCGUCCCAAAAAUGGCAGAAGCGUUGUGGGAAAGGGCGGCAAGCGAGGCGGGCCUCACAGAGUGUGCUAAUCCGUUUAAGAAGCUUUAA
This is a messenger RNA of Klebsormidium nitens, 1287 nucleotides long. The record is from the annotation of a GenBank genome assembly. Lineage: Eukaryota; Viridiplantae; Streptophyta; Klebsormidiophyceae; Klebsormidiales; Klebsormidiaceae.